CAGCAGUAGUAGCAGCAGCAGGCUUGAUGGUGCAGCAGAACCGCCUUUGUGUUCCCCGCUGCAGUGGGGGAGCGCAUUUAUCGUCUCGCCUGAGGAAAGGAGCCAAGAGUAUCCUCCAAUCAGCCGUCAGUGAUUUCUAUCAUCUUGUAGAGUCCGCUGAUGGUGAUUUAUGUUGAACCUGAGAGAGGCACUUCACACUCUGACACUACUCACCACCUGGAUGGAAUCCUCUCAACGCUUUUGUUCCUAAUUGUGGGUUUUUAAAAGAAUGGCCAACAGACAAAAGGUGGAUUACUACGGAGCUGCUGCCUCACAUUCAUGAAUUUAUGCUCUUUCCUCCCUGCAGCACAAGAUGGAUGAACUUUCUUUUAGAUUGAGCUAGAUUCUCUAGAUUGAGCUUUGUUUUGGUCUGUGAGGACACAGAGGGACAGAAGUGAUUAUUGCAGUACUCUGGAAGAGGGCAUACUCUCGUAUCCCCCCUCAUCCUUACAGUUUGCAUAUCCUCUCUUUCUAUCCUCCCUGAGUCUGUUGCAUCCUGUGUGAGUUCAUACCUGUUGACUCAGAUCAUUCACAUGGCAGGCUCUGGCUUUCAAACUGGAGCUUUUACAGUAGUAGCCAGGUAAGAUUAGAAUUCGCAUCCUCAUGCGAUGGUAGGCUCUAUGUGGAGCUGGAGAUGGAGAGAGAGCAGGAACCGUCGGGACAUUUGACACGCCUGUUUGGCUUUCAGCACCUGCUGUGACUGUCUGCCACAGUUCUACAACUAGACUGGCUAAUGGCAUCUCUCUAGCGCUUACUGCCUAGCCUAGCAGACUGGGAGGGGUUUUUCAAGCGUGUGUGCGUGUCUCUCUCCGUGUGUGUGUGUGGGUCUUUUAUAUUGGAGUUGGUUAUAUAUUGUCAGUGUUAAGGAUUACACUGAGUGUCUGGAGAGAUUACAGGUGCAGUCAGCGAGGCUUUGAGGAAGGAUUACAGAAGCUAACGCCUUGUCGCUGCCAGAAGGGUGGCUGGACAGAGGUUUCCUUUUCAAAGCGCACCGUGUUGAACGGUGAUCAGACUGCAGGGUCUCCUGGAGGAGGUGCAGAUAAGACAUAAAGGUUUAACCCAGGUGAUGAGACAGACAGAGAGGGGAGAGGACCGGGAGAGAUACACACUCAUGGAGAAAUGGUUACGAGGGUACAGUCUAUUGUGGUACCUUUCUACUUGAGCAUGGAUUAUGUUAGAGAUGGAGAGAGAAAGACAGAGGGUAAUUAAAGAACGAGUGCAGGGUUGAAGUCAAUACACUGAUUUCUCCCACUUUAACAGUGGAAGCACAGGUUGAAUGAGAGAUACACAUGAGAGGAGAAGAGACAAAGUGAAAGACUAUCAAUUAACACAUUUCAAUGAAAAGGAAAAGAGAGAUAGCUAAACCUCAAUCUUUCAAAUAAAAAGCACAGCAUUUUACACAUGGCUUAUCAUUGGUGGUCUUGAUGGUAAUGAGUCCUGAAUCUUCCAAUAAUAGUCCUGCAAACACAACAUCCAAUUGAAUCCCGUAGUGCAUGUGAUAUUGAUUUUAAAACAUGACCAGGUAGGAUGGUUCCUGUUCUCUGCCUAACAGGCCUGUAAUUGAAUUCUAAUCUUCUCUUCAGUGACACCCUGGAGCAGUAGCCUCCAGUAUUCCAGUGGAUUGGAAACACUUUCGAUUAGUUAAUAAAUGAACCAUAACGUCAAAAGUGCUGGCUGGAAACCUGACAAAACACCUAGCUGAACCAACCAGUCUGUCUCAAACACCCUUCAGCCGACAACUGUAACCUAUUUCCCUCAAAUACUCCACAUUUUUAAAUGACAUAUAUUUUGCAUGCGGACGUGUUCACUGAAACAGCUUCAUCCUGAAAGUGGUCCUUAGCAGUUGUUAUUCUGACAGAUACAGACCAUCAGGGAAAGAGGUGUAGUUUGGACAACAGCGACUUCCUGGUGUGUUGUUCCCUCACUGUGAUGCUUGUGCAAGUGGGUGUGUUAUUGGGUUUCGUGUACCCGAUACACACCGCUUAUCUUAGCCCGACGACCAGGGCUUGAGCUUCAGGCCGUAGGCUAGAUGGUUCAGUGGGUAGGUUCUUUCUCUCUCCUCUUCGUCAGUUUCAAUGGAGGCAAACCAGGAAAUGUCAACGAUCAUAAGCACCAAUGAAAAGGUUCUGACGAGUCCAUUUACCCUGAAGAGGUGAAAGUACCAGAGCAAAAGAGGAGCGGAACCUGGGAAAAGACUGAAGCAAUCCUUCUAAACCUGGAAAGCAAAGAAGGUGGGAAGGGAAACAGAAGGUGAAAGGUUCUUUGAUAUCGGUGCCUGUUUGCAUCUGAAACUUUGAAAGUGUUUCUUUGAUAGAGUGCUGGGACCAGGGGAAAAACAUGGGUGAGUUUACUUCCAGUUCCACUGGGAAAAACCUCAGCUAGUUCAGAGAGACAGCUCACAUGGUGAGACUGUUCCACAGAAAUGAGAAGUGGUUAUUAGGUUAUUGAAUCAUCAUUAUAUAGUCAUGAUAGACUGUCUUAGAUACAUUACAACACAAUAGCAGAGAUCAUCUGUCAGUCGUUCUUUCCAACCCGUCAGCAGCUCCCUUGUCACCUUAGUCAUUCCUCACUCCCCUUUCUACUCCUUCUGACCAAUCCAAAGACCACGAUGGAGUCAUGCAAAACCUAACCUGAACCUAACCACUCCACGCUUAUGAAGACAAACAGAGAUUGUUGUACUCUGUGAUGGGGACAGAAACAGACGGGAAGACAUUCAAAACCUUUUUGUAAAUGUAUGGAUCACUACAGGAUGGUAGAACUUGAAAUCUGACUAAAAAGAAGAGAGGAACAGGACACAGGGACAGGGACACAGACUGUUUUUGGGGACAGAGAACCUCUGGGAUUCAUAAUCCACAGUGCCCUAGUAUAAGAGGGGUCGACACCUGUAGGUCGGUGGGAAGCUCUCUCUGGCUGCCACACCCAAAGGGAAAGAGGGGCAUUUUUAGGUACUGACCUCCUGGACUGGUUUGGCCCCACCCGGCCUGAGUCCAGGUCACCAUGGGGUGCAACAUGUGUGUGGUUCAGAAGCCUGAGGAACAGUACAGGGUCAUGUUCCAGGUGAAUGGUAAGGAGCUGUCCUGUCUCUCACGGGACCCCACCCUGGAUGUGCGAGACCCCCUGCUGUCUCACGUGUUGAAGAGGGGGGCCCGGCGGCGGGCGGGACUCGCAGGGCGACUAGCGGGGCUGGACGGGACAGUAGCAGUUCCAGGGGGGCUGGCUGACUGUGUGGACAGCGGCACUCAGACUGACAUCAGCUUCCAACAUAUGUUGACUCUGGGAAGGACCACCCACCACCCAGGUGGAGCCCCACCCCCUCACCCGCCCCCCUCCCCUCCACUACCACCCAUCCUGGAACCCAACCUGCUCAACGAGCUCCUUUUAGAGCCUGAAUAUUAUGACCCCAAUGACUACUUUGACAUCACUCAGCAUGAGGCGGAUCUCAGGCAGGAUGAGUUGGAGUACGAGGAGGUGGAGCUCUAUAAGUCUCGUCAACAGGACAAACUGGGGUUAACGGUGUGCUACCGGACAGACGAUGAGGAGGACCUGGGGAUCUAUGUGGGCGAGGUCAACCCCAAUAGUAUAGCUGCUAUGGAUGGCCGUAUCCGAGAGGGGGAUAGAAUAUUACAGAUAAACGGGGUGGACAUCCAGAACAGAGAGGAGGCAGUGGCCAUUCUGACCCAGGAGGACAGCACCAACAUCUCCCUGCUCCUGGCCCGGCCUGAAAUAGAGAAUGACAACCAGCUCGACCCAGAUGAACUGGACCUGGAGGUUCUGGAUAACGCUGUCCACCUGCCCAGCCCCCAUCAGCUGAGGAACAGGGCCUCCAUGCUGGGCGAAGGACCAGGGGUCGUGGGUGGGGGUGGUGUGGUGAUGGUCCGCGGGCGAGGUCACCGUGACUCUCCAGGCCUGCUCCACACGUUGCUGAGUAACAGCCAGGAGCUGGACAGCGGGGUGGGUCGUACAGACGAGAGUACCCGCAAUGAGGAGUCCUCAGAACACGACCUACUAGGAGACGACCAGACCAGCGCCCCCACCACCAACGCCACCAACACCCCCGGCAGCAUGCGCAGGUUCCACUCUGGCCAGGGGGACAGGGACACCCCACCCCUUCUACAUGGCCACUCCACAGAGUUCCACUUCAGCACGGACUCUCUACUGGGUCUGGACUGUCUGGGUGGGGGAGGAGGUGGUGACCUGGCAGGGGAGAGGGUCUACGCAGCUGACCCAGUGAUGAUGAUGAUGCCGGGUCUGACAGAAGAAGAGUGUGAGAGGUACAGGGAGCUCUUGGAGAUCAAGUGUUAUUAUGAGAAGAACAGCAAUGCUCUUCUGCUGCUGGGAGCAUGGGGGUCAUGGGGACAGGGGGGCGAUGGGGGGGUUCCUCUGGAUGUGAACAGGAAUGAGAGCCUGAUGCAGCAUGAGAUGGCCCUCGUGGAAGAGGAGCUACGCCACCUGGAGUUCAAGUGUCGUAACAUCCUGAGGGCCCAGAAGAUGCAGCAGCUCCGGGAGCGCUGUCUGAAGGCAUGGCCCCUGGAGGAGGAGAGUGGGGCCGGGGCCGGGCGGGUGGCUCCUUUGGUUAGCGAGGAGUCCUGUCACCAUGAGCUGUCAGACAUUAAUGAGCUCCCUGAGAGGGAGCGCUCCGACAAGGACAGCACCAGCGCCUACAACACAGGAGGGGAGAGCUGCAGGAGCACCCCUCUCGUCAGCGAACAGUACCCGUCCCCCUCUGCACAUGGCCAAAGCAGCUUGGAGGGGGGAGACUCUACCUCUUUGCCGUCGCGGACCCCCAGCCGGCACAGGGAGAGGGGAGGCAGGAGUGAGAGGGGGCAGGCUAACCUGAACCAGCCCUACUCCCCUAGCUCACACAGAAGGGGAGCGGAAGUCAAGACCUCUAGCCCGAGAGGGGCCAAGUUCAGAUCCUUGUCCCGUGACGGGGGGGCAAGGAGGGGGUCAGACGGAGGGGUGAGAUGCCCCAAAACCAAUGGGACAGUGGAGGGGAGGGAAGGGCGUAGCGCUGAGAACAGUCCUUAUCUGUCCCGCCGCCACUCUGGCUCCAGAAUCCCCCUGCGCUACCAGAGCUGCAUGCAGCUGAGGUCCCCCUCCACAUCCGAGGGCCUGGAGAGACCCAGGGAUGGCAGCGAGAGUCCCAUGAGCCUGGGGAGCACAUGCAAGGACAUCCCCCAGGGCCCUGUGUCCAUGCCAUCCUUACCCAUCGCCCCUCCCCUGCCUCCGCCGGCCUCGCCGCGUAUGGAGUGGAAGGUCAAAGUACGCAGCGACGGAUCUCGCUAUGUUGCCAAGCGGCCCGUUAGGGACCGCCUCCUGAAGGCCCGGGCCAUUAAGAUCCGGGAGGAGCGCAGCGGCAUGACCACGGACGACGACGCCGUCAGCGAGAUGAAGAUGGGCCGCUAUUGGUCCAAGGAGGAAAGGAAGCAGCAGCUUCUCAGGGCCCGGGAACAGCGCAGACGCAGGGAGUUUAUGAUGCAGAGCAGGCUGGACUGCCUGAGGGAGAGGGAUAGGGAGUCCAGUGGCAGUGGACAACAGGGGGCUCCACAGGGACAGGAGCCCACUACCAUCUUGGAGCUGAGCCACAGGAGGAGCCAGAAGAAACGAAGCCGUAGGAUCCUGGACAACUGGAUCACCAUCCAGGAACUACUGGCCCACGGAACCAGGUCCCCUGACGGCAAGAAGGUCUACAACCCUCUGCUGUCAGUCACCACUGUCUAAUGGAGAGGGUGGAAGACCGAGAAAGAAAAGAGAGGAUGACCAACAAAGUGAGAUCGAGAGGAAGUGUAGGUGUGAUUGAAAUAAAUGGUUCAGAGGAAGUGGGUUACUUUGGAGGGAAAGAAACCAACUGUCGACUGAUCUGCCAUUGCAUAUUGGAGAGAGAUUGGGUGAUAAGAGUCUGUACAACCUUCUCCUUAGUUACCAACAGCUGUGAUGAAAGAAAAGAGAGGGGAGAGAAUGGCGCAGUGUAGAAGACAAUAUAAUUACUGGUAACCCAUACUGCAAGCUGUCAUUUCUGCCUGAAAGAAUUAUAAACAUAAGCAGGUAGGCAAGACAACAGAAGUGAAAAGAAAGUGCUGGUGAAAUAAACCAAUCUGUAGCUAUACCAUUCUUAUAAGGACAGUGCCUCGAACGCCAACUAAUAAGCUUGUGUAUGGCAUUUAACAGAGUAUACAAAGCACAUUGGCCAACAAGAAUAAAGUAAAGGACAAAAUGACUGACUAAUGAAUGAAACGUGGACAUUGUGGUAAGAUCUGACGAGCACGUUUUAAUAUGAAUACAUUGAGAAGCACAGUGAGAGGGGGGGGGGGGCACACCAAAUCCCACAGCACAGGAAACAUGACAACUAUAUCUCUGGUGGUUGAGAGCUGAGGAAAUCUUCUUGAACGUGUCUUCUGAUGGCUGGUACGAUCGUAUUCUGCGGUGGAGUUACUUAUACAGUAUGACAGCACAAUCUGAGGAGUUGAAAGUGGUUCUUUGACAUUUGAUUAGCUGCAUGUUGACUAUAAAUGUUAAAAAGUAACAUAUACUUCAAAAAAACGUGACAAAAAGUUGGUGUGAAAUUGUGGAUGUGACAUGUUCUUAAUUUGUUGAAUUCUUAGACUAGAAAACAAUGUGGCUGUUUGUUCAGUAUACCGUGAUGUCUGGUCCAUAAACGUUUUACAAUAAAAGCCUUUUCUAUAUAAUUUGUUGAAGUGAUUUCGUCCUUUGUAUUGUUCCCAUAUUUUCGGUCAUACACCACCAUGCUCAAAAGUGUCCCAAGGGAGUUGCU
Oncorhynchus keta (chum salmon) is the source of this 6811-nucleotide messenger RNA. RefSeq names its product PDZ domain-containing protein 4-like. NCBI's taxonomy places the organism in Eukaryota, Metazoa, Chordata, Actinopteri, Salmoniformes, Salmonidae. Gene Ontology annotation, molecular function: protein binding. The record is from RefSeq and is a predicted model, not a curated record.